UUGUACUUGAAAAUAAAUUACUGGAAAAAAUCUGUUUUUGUUGUUAUGUCUACGACGAGCAAUGUGAUCACGACAUCAACAUUUCCAUCAUCAUCAUCAAUGACAAUGACCAAUAAAAAUGAAAAUGAUUAUCAAACAAACAUGAACGGAACAAAUACGUCCAAUAACAACAAUAAUAACAAUGGUUAUGAAUCAUCUUCGAUUAAUAAUAAUACCAAAAAUGACUCAAACAAUGAUUUAACAAAUAAUUCGACUACAACUGCUGGUGGUGAUUCUGUUGCGUCAACAGCUACCAUUUCAGCAACAACUUCCAACAAUCAAUCAUCCAACAACAAUGAUAAUUCAUCCAACAAUAAUCAACAGGAUGAUGUAUGUAGAGAUUAUCUACGUAAUGUUUGUCGCCGUGGUAAAUCAUGCCGUUAUAAACAUCCGGAUAUUAAUGAUACCGAUAUGAUGAAAAACAAAGAGCCAUAUGUAUUUUGUCAUGAUUAUCAAAAUCGUGAAUGUCGGCGAGAUAAUUGCCGAUUUUUACAUUGCACUAAACAAGAAGAGGAAAUAUAUCGUAGUACGGGGAAAUUGCCACCACAUAUACAAGCUCAAUAUCCGUCCGAUGAUCGUAAUGUUGCACCUGUUUGUAAAGAUUAUCUCAACAAUACAUGUCGUCGUGGUCCACGAUGUAAAUAUCGUCAUCCAUUACCGGCUAACGAUUCUUUUCAUCAAUAUGGUCAUCAUCAUCAUCCACAACAACUUCAUCAUCCAUCUUCAGCAUCCAAUCCUGUAGCACGCGUUGGUAAUCAAUUUAAUGGGCGAGGUGGUAAUUAUCCUAAUUCACAUAUGGUCGAUUAUCCUACACAUUAUAAUCGAGCUGGAACAAACAGCGCAACAAUGAUGCCUUCAAAUUAUGGCUCAUAUGAUGGUUAUGCCGAUGCGACACCUCAGAAUAAACGAAAACGUUAUGAUCCACAAUCUUCGAUGUAUCAUCUUGAAAAUAAUGGUCCAUAUUCGGGAGCUUACCAGGAACCACCGCCUCCUCCACUCCCAUCUGGAAAUGUACGAAAUACUUAUGGUGGUACUAAUCCAAUGCACGAUACACCUUAUGGUGCCAGUAGUGCUGCAGGUGGCUACGCGAAUUCACAGCCACCUCGUUCACAACAACCACCAACGAUCGAUUCAUCAAGAUCAUAUCUGGAGGAAGAAAAUGCGGCGCUAAGACGACGUAUUGAUGACCUAAAGAAACAGGUGCAAGAUUUAUUGUCCACAAAUGAAUAUUUACUAGAACAAAUGAAUCAGAUACGUGCAUCUGGACAGGCUGCCGUAGCAGCAGCAUGUGGUGCACCUCAUGGAAACACAUCAGUUGCAUCAUUACAACCGCAACCCACGCCUGGUUCAGUACAAUCAACCGCAUCGAUCGGUAUGUCAGCACCGAUUACUUUACAAGCACCGGCACAGGCAGCCGUUGCAAUUGGUCCAUUACCACCAGUUUCAAUUGUAUCAUCGAUUGCAUCGAUUUCAUUGCCAACCGUAUCGGCACCAGUAACAUUGGUACCGAAUAGUUCGGCAGCCGCCUAUACACCAUCAAUGGCAACCAUGCAUUCUUCAAAUCCGUGGCCUUUAGGUGUCGAUCAAUUACUGAAGAAUGAUCUCUAAGCAAUGAAUUAUGAAAACUAAUUUCGUAUGGCUUUAUCACCGUACGGCUCUAUCGAUCCAUUUCCAUUCAUUUGAUUAUUCAUGAUUAACAUUCAUAUAC
Molecule: messenger RNA, 1747 nt
Organism: Dermatophagoides pteronyssinus (European house dust mite)
Lineage: Eukaryota; Metazoa; Arthropoda; Arachnida; Sarcoptiformes; Pyroglyphidae
Biological process (GO): regulation of RNA splicing
Molecular function (GO): RNA binding; metal ion binding
Source: RefSeq, a predicted model, not a curated record